AUGGGACAAAGUUCAAAAAGAAAUUGUGAAGAAAUUAAUUUGAAUGAACUUCUUGCCGACCCUGGGACUCGAAGAAGAGUGUCUAAAUAUAAUCCUAACGAUCGUGAGAAAAUCCGAAGAGCCUACUUACAAAUAGGUCCUCAUCAGCCACGUGGUCAUAAGUUCCGUCAAACAGCUUUUGGUAAGAUGAAAAGGAGAUUUAUUCGUGGUUGGUUCGAUUUGGAUUUAUACAAACCUUGGUUAGAGUACAAUGUGACAGAAGAUGCUGCAUUCUGCUUAUAUUGCUAUUUAUGUGAUGAUGAUGUCAAAGCAAGUGAUGUCAAAACUUUCAUAACCAAAGGAUUCAAUAAUUGGAAAAAGUCAGAAAGAUUUAAAAUUCAUAUGGGUGGUCCAGGGAAUGCUCACAAUCAAGCCCAACAAAAAUGUUUAGCAUUUCGGGGUCAUGACGAGUCGGAACUUUCAAGUAAUCAGGGGAACUUUAGAGAGUUGUUAAAGUUUUUGGCAGACCACAAUGAAGAAACAAGAAAAUUCAUCUUGCAAAAUGCUCCAAAAAACAACAAGUUGUACUCUCAUAAAAUCCAAAUAGAUAUAGCAUCGUCUUGUGCAAUUGAAAAUAGUAAGCUUAUAACUGAAGAUAUUGGGUAUGACUACUUUUCUAUUUUGGUUGAUGAAUGUCGUGAUGUCUCUACAAAAGAACAAAUGGCACUUGCACUUCGAUAUGUAAACAAAAAAGGUUACGUAAUUGAACGAUUUCUUGGGAUUGUAUAUGUACCAAAUACUAACUCUUUGUCCUUGAAAGCAGCCAUUGAUUCAUUACUUGCAACAUACAAGCUUAUUGUGUCGCGAAUUCGUGGGCAAGGCUACGAUGGAGCUAGCAAUAUGCGAGGUGAGUUUAAUGGUCUCAAGAGUCUGAUUUUGAGGGAUAACAACUCUGCAUUUUAUGUACAUUGUUUCACACAUCAACUCCAACUGGUCCUUGUUGCUAUAGUUAAGAAUCAUGUUGAUAUUGCUUUGCUUUUCACUAUGAUUAGUAAGUUAGUGAAUGUUGUUGGAGCCUCUUGUAAGCGUAAAUAUAUGCUUCAUGAGAAACAAGUCGAGAAGAUCCUGGAAGCAAUAUAUGUUGGAGAAAUUGAAACUGAUAAAGGGUUAAAUCAAGAAUAUACUCUUCAAAGGGCAACUGAUACACAAUGGGGAUCUCAUUACGUAACAUUGUUGAACAUCGGUAUCUUAUUUUCUUCUAUAAUUGAGGUACUUGAGUAUGUUGUUGAGGAUUGUGGGAGCUCUGAGCAAAAGGCAGAAGUGGUCAUAUUAUUGGAUUGGACACAAUCUUUUGAUUUUGUUUUUGCGUUGAUCUUGAUGAAAAGUAUACUUGGAAUUACAAAUGAGUUAUCAUCGACAUUACAGAGGAAAUAUCAAGAUAUAGUGAAUGCUAUGGAACUAGUUGGUAUUUCAAAACAAAGGUUAAUGACACUCGGAAACGAAGGGUGGGAAUCAUUGGUCAAAGAAGUUUAUUUAUUUUGUGAAAAGGUUAAUGACACUCGGAAACAAAGGUUAAUGACACUCGGAAACAAAGAUUGGGUGCUUCAAGAACUUAGAAGUAGAUUUAAUGAAACCACUACUGAAUUGCUACUUUGUAUGGCUUGCUUGAACCUCGAUGAUUCUUUCUCAUCUUUCAAGAAGGAGAAAUUGGGAGUUGGGUACCUUGCAAUGAAGUUAGUCGAGACAAAGAAAAUUUUCAUUUACCACUUGGUUUAUCAACUGAUCAAACUAGUUUUGGUUUUACCCAUCUCAACGGCUUCAGUUGAAAGAUCAUUUUCAGCAAUGAAGAUUGUGAAAACUCGAUUACGCAACAAAAUUGGGACCAGUGGUUGA
Molecule: messenger RNA, 1872 nt
Organism: Lactuca sativa (garden lettuce)
Lineage: Eukaryota; Viridiplantae; Streptophyta; Magnoliopsida; Asterales; Asteraceae
Source: RefSeq, a predicted model, not a curated record